Molecule: messenger RNA, 1191 nt
Organism: Oreochromis aureus
Lineage: Eukaryota; Metazoa; Chordata; Actinopteri; Cichliformes; Cichlidae
Gene: aqp8a.2
Product: aquaporin 8a, tandem duplicate 2
Exons: 5
Coding region: 98-874 (258 amino acids)
Biological process (GO): transmembrane transport
Cellular component (GO): plasma membrane
Molecular function (GO): water channel activity
Source: RefSeq, a predicted model, not a curated record
UAAUAAACCCCAACACCUUGCAGCACCUUUGGCACUUCGGCACACUGGUCCGAGUUCAGAGAAGCCAGCUGCAGGCGCAAGCAAAUAAGGAGCGACAAUGGGCGAGGAACAAAUUGAAAUGGGAGAUUCUUCUCUAAUGGAGCCUAUGAAGACUAAACCCGUGUUGAAACCUCAACCUAACAAAUACGAGAGAUUGUUCCAGCCCUGCUUGGCUGAAAUUGUGGGGACCUUGUUCUUUGUUUUCAUCGGCUGCGUGUCUGUGAUCGAGAACGUACCAGAAGCUGGGCGGCUACAGCCAGCCCUGGUGCACGGGCUGGCUGUAGCCGUGCUGGUGGCUGUCAUGGAUAAAAUCAGUGGCUCUCACUUUAACCCUCCCUUCACUGUUGCCAUCUACCUGUGUGGAGGCAUGGACCUGAUGAUGGUGGGGCUCUAUAUUGUCUGCCAGCUGAUUGGAGGAGUGGUGGGAGCUGGAAUGGCCAAGCUGAUGACCCCUCCAGAACGCUUCAUCAAUGCCACGGGAGCAGCAUUUACUAUCCUCAAGUCAGACAGCCAGCUGUCACGAGCCAUAUUCGGAGAGGUGGCCAUGACCUGCCUGAUAACUUUGGUGGUGCUGCUGGUGGCCGUCAAUACCAAGACGAAAACCCCGCUGGCUCCUUUCCUGGUGGGCUGUACGGUCAUAAUCAACGUCUUGGCAGGGGGUGAUAUAUCAGGGACGUGUCUAAAUCCUGCCAGGGCUUUCGGUCCAGCCGUGGUGACCGGCUACUGGACUUACCACUGGGUGUACUGGGUCGGACCCAUUGGGGGAAGUCUUGUGGCUGCUGCUUUGGUCAGGAUCAUUCUGGGUGAUGGUAAACUACGACUCAUAAUGAAAUGACUCCAUUUACAGCCGUGGUGCAGGAUUCAAUAUAUCCAUAAGCUCUGUCUUUCACUCCAUAUUUAAGAAAGGGCAUACUUUUGGAUAUUUCUUUUUGACACUGUUAUUCCAUGUCAGUGUGUAAUCUAUGGAUUGUUGUUUAGUAUAAAAUAAAUUAAGACAAAUAUGUAAAACCAUUUUUUCUCAGUUCUUCCCCAUAAAAACCAAAGAACUGCCAUUUAAUCUAAACUCUUUAUUUGGACUGUUUUCUGCAGUGUCACUUGUGCAGGUUUGAAACGACACAGUAGGAUAUUUAAAAAAAAAAAGGAAAAAGAAAA